AUGUCCCAUUGGAUUGAGGCGAGUACAGUCAGACCCGGUGGGGAAAGGAAGAAGCGGCGUGACCUGAAUGGGCUUGCGACUUCAAGGUGUAGCCUUGUACUUUGUGAUACCACUGGUGAUUGUGACAUCUACAUUCAAGAUGUUCUCCUUGAUGAGGGACUGGCAGUCAGGGAAAGUCAUCCUAUACAAGAGCCUAAGCAGGAGGCUGUGGUUGACUUGGGAAGUCUGCCAGCAAUUCCAAUAAUUCCUGAUCUCUCUAGUGAGCAGUUGGAUCUGAAAAAUCAGCUACCAGUGCCAAAUAAUCCUGACCCACUGUGCAGGCAGUUUGAUCAAAAAAGUUUGCAAACAGUGCCAAACAAUCUGAACUCAACAAACAAACAAUGUGAUCUCCAUAGUAACUCUGAUUCAGCAAGUAAAAGCUUCGAUCAGACAACUAGUCAUGUCAUGAAAGUCAUGAAAGCAUUCAUGCUGAAGAUUAUAAAGCCCUUUGUUGCAAGAGAUGGGAACAUCUACCAUGUGAUCAAGAUUGGCUCUUGUCCAUAUUUGAGUCAGUUUGAUUUACAUAUGAUCUUCUGUGGAAGUGCCUCUUGCCCUGAUACAGCCAUGUGCAAGAUGCCUUCCUUCCUACAUGGUGUUAAAUGUUGUGCAUCUUUUUGCAAAGAGAUUGAGGAGAUGUUCACACAGGCCACUAUGAUGGCCAUCUCUGGGUGGAAGAGCAACAUGGAUUCAGUCCAGGUAUAUCCUUUGGGCUCUCUAUUGCUGGCUUUGGAGUCAGGAGAUAAGGAGGACAGUCCUGAGUUUGUGACCAUAUCCACAAUACUUGAGGGUUUUUCAGUGGAUGAUCCAUACUGGCAAGAGGAAUUCAUCAUCCCUUCUUCAGGUCAGCAUUCUGCUGAAACCAGUUUGGAAGCCUUACAGACACAACAAAAGCUGCUUGUGCUGGAGAAGAAUCAUAUACUCCAAGAGAUGAUGAAAGAUACUCCAGAUGAGACACUCAUGGAUAGACUGACCAAAGUUCGCAAGAAGAUAACAGACAUCAAGGAUCAAAUACAAAGACUUGAGCAUGGCUGCAAUACUUCAAGCAAGAUUUCUACCAAGAAAGGUAUGUGA
Molecule: messenger RNA, 1110 nt
Organism: Darwinula stevensoni
Lineage: Eukaryota; Metazoa; Arthropoda; Ostracoda; Podocopida; Darwinulidae
Source: the annotation of a GenBank genome assembly